AUGGGGCGCGGCGUGCGGGAGACGCGCCGCGUGACCGCGGCGCUCCGUCGAUGGUCCCUCGGCGGGGAUCUCGGCGCGUGGCCGGCGCGUGGGCCGGGCGCAUCCCGCGCCCUCGCGACCCUGCAGGGUUCCCGCGCCGCGCGACAGGUCGUCGACCGCGGGAGUGGGCACGAGAUUGUUAGGGAUCCGGCGAGUUGGCGUCGGCCGGGGCGUCGCGCGUCCUGGGAGCCGUGGCGCGCUCCGUUCCCGCGCGCCGCCGCUACGCUCGCGCCCGAAACCUCCGCGGACGGCGACGACGCGGGCGAGGAGAUCCCGAGGCUCCCCCGGCUGAAGCGCCUGAAGGUUGGGGAACUUCGCGAUUUGCUCGCGCGCCACGGGUUGGACGAGUCAGGCAUCAGGGACGUCCUCAUCGACAGGCUGGACCGGCACCGCGACGGCGCGGAUCAGCAUCAGCAGAAGCAGAAACAACGCUCAUCGGUUGAAGCUUUUUUUUCGUUCUUUCUCGAUGCGCCGCCGCCACCCACGCCCGAGCCCGAGCCCGGUUUGAACCACGGCGCGCCGGGCCCCAAGGAGCGCAUCCUUCGUCCCGACGAACACGGGAUCGACCCGGACCUCAUACCCAAGCACGUGAGGAACAUCGCGCGGCGGCUCCGAGCUCCGAUGAAAUCGUCGAAAAAACCUCGUGGAAGACGACGUUGGGACGACGAGACGGACGACGACGACGACGACGGCGGUGACUCACCACCCGAACAAAUCGAUGUCGAACGGGUUCCGUCGCGAACGCUCGUGGUCGGCGGCGCGGUUCGAGACUUGCUCAUGGGCAAGACCCCGCGUGACUUCGACCUCAUCACGGACGCCACGUGGAGGCAGAUCAAGCGACGGAUGGGCCACCGCGCCAUCAUCGUGGGCAGGAGGUUCAGGGUGGCGCACGUGUACUCCGCGGACCCGAACGAUCCGAGGGCGGACAUGUGCGAGCUCGUCGCCAUGCAGGAGCACGAUCGCGUGGAUCGCGCCAAACGCGAACAAGGACAAGGUUCGGCGCCAAAGAAAGGGACCAAUCGCCGGACGAAAGCAGGGCGCGGGCACGACGUGAGGCACAACAACGUGAGGCACAACAACAACAACAAAGACGACGACGACGACGACCUCGACGACCUCCUCUACGGCGACUCCGACGCGGAAACCGCCGCGAAAGCCACCGACGGCGCGCACGAGCGAUGGCUUCGCAGGCUGCGGGUCAACGCGCGCGGCCGAUGUUUCACCGUCAACGCCAUGAUGUACGACGUGGAGACCGGGGUGUUGUACGAUUUCGCCGGCGGGUUGGACGACGUCGACGCUAAACGAGUCCGCACCGUCCGUCGACCGGACGAGUCGUUCGCGGAUGAUCCCACGCGCAUGCUCCGCGCCGUCCGCGUCGCCGCGAGGCACGGCUUGGCGCCCACGCGAGAGAUCUUAGCGUCGAUGCGAGCGCACGCGCCGUCGAUUCGAACCGUGCCGCCCAUGCGCGUCGCCGGGGAGGUCAAGACGCUGCUGUCCGGCGGGUACGCGGCGACGAGCGUGAGGAUGUUGUGGGAGACGGGUCUGUUGGAACACGUGGCGCCCGCGCACGCGCAGUACCUGGCCAAGUCGGUCAAUCCCGACAGCACGUUCGUCGCCAGGACGCUCGCGUCCGGGCCGCUCGACGCGACGCGGGGGGACGCGAUGGACGAGGACGGCGUCGAAGGCGACGGGACGCCGCGGCCGUGGGAGCGCCGGCGGUCGCACGGGGGCGCCGCGGGGGGUGGUGCUGACGUGGGAGGGACGGGGGGCGACGGACGGCACAGGCGCGCGUCCAAACGCGUGAGCGACGCGACGACGCGACGGCUCUUCGACCGCGACCCCCUCUUCGCCUUGUUGAGAGCCCUCGACGCGUUUGCCACCCCGAGCUCGCCCGUGUGCGAGGAGCUCGUGUUUGCCGCUUUGGCGAUCCCGCUGGCCAUUCGGGCCGUCGGGUGGCCGCGCUUACCCGAACGCGUUCCCGAGUCGUUGAAACACGCGGCGGGGGGCAGCAGGCGCCUGCAUCUGGCGGGACACAGCUGGCGCCGGCUGGACGCUGAGCUGGCGAGGUACGACGCGUGGUGGCGAUCGUUGCCACCUUCCGAACGCGCGACUUCGUCGGACGCUGAGCUAGCGAGGUACGACGCGUGGUGGCGAUCGUUGCCCUCUUCCGAACGCGCGUCUUCGUCGGACGCUGAGCUGGCGGCGCUGCUGAAAAUGGAGGAGCAGAUAAGGGAGGACCUGAUCAGGCAGGACAUGUUCUCGCUGUCGUGGGAGGAACGGAUGGAGAUGUCGCGCAAGUUCGACAGGAGCGACGCGUGCAAGCCUCGGACGGUGACGAGGCCCUCUUCGUCGGCGAAGAAGACGACGCCUUUGAACGAAACGGCGUACGACGCUUGGGUCCCGGACUGGUGCUUCUGGAGCGCCGCCGCCGCGAGCGCGCAGCUUGCUCUGCGCGAUUACUCGCCGUCAACGCGCGGCGUGCUCUUCGACUCGUUCGCGUUGACGCACCUCCCGGCGCUGACGACGCAAAGAGGGGCGACGGACAAAGACGCGCGGCGGCGACGAGGGAGGGAACGCUCCAACGACGAAAACGUCGUGAUCGAGCUGAGCGACGACGACUUCAGGAAGACGCUGCCCCCACCGUUGGCGAGACUGGCGCGACGUUUGGCCGAGCCGGCGCGAAAGGCCAAGGCCAAGUCCCGGGACGGGUCCGGGUCCGGCGUCACGCUCGAGUGUUCGAUCGACGUCCGCGACGCCUUGCGCUUUCUUCGCGUGGUGCUCGAGGCUAGGCGGAUGUGCCGGGGCACGGAGGAGGAGUUCGACGAGGGGAGGUACGACGGACCGGACGCCGUCGUCGACGAGGACGAGCCGCUCUGA
Micromonas commoda is the source of this 2916-nucleotide messenger RNA. RefSeq lists its product with no specific name. Lineage: Eukaryota; Viridiplantae; Chlorophyta; Mamiellophyceae; Mamiellales; Mamiellaceae. Gene Ontology annotation, biological process: RNA processing. The transcript has a single exon. Gene Ontology annotation, molecular function: RNA binding; nucleotidyltransferase activity. Bases 1 to 2916 code for a protein of 971 amino acids. The record is from RefSeq and is a predicted model, not a curated record.